This is a messenger RNA of Lasiosphaeria miniovina, 3297 nucleotides long. RefSeq lists its product as uncharacterized. The transcript has 2 exons. Gene Ontology annotation, cellular component: membrane. The record is from RefSeq and is a predicted model, not a curated record. Bases 1 to 3297 code for a protein of 1098 amino acids. Gene Ontology annotation, biological process: transmembrane transport. Lineage: Eukaryota; Fungi; Ascomycota; Sordariomycetes; Sordariales; Lasiosphaeriaceae.
AUGACACCGGCGCAGUCUCGCCUCCAUGUUCACGAAUGGGUGUCGCCGGUCAGGUUGGCGGCAGGUCUCUCAAGGUCUGCCUGGCCAAAUGCACGUCUAUGGCCCUUUUCUUGUCUGCGGAUUCUUCUAAUUCUUCUCCUACUGGGCGCCCUCUUUCGACCCGCCGUCGCCGCUCAAGUGGCCUUCGAAAACUGCCUGCCCGAUUCCUAUAAGAAUUAUGAACCGACACCAUUGCAGUGGAGGGCCGUAUCCGUAGACGCCUCGUUCGACACGACGGAUACCAAGCAUACGCUCCGAAUUACUAUGUGGGGGAACGUGACUGGCUCCUCCACCAACAUCACUCUGCCACCACCGAGCAGUCCCGACUGGACAGACGCCACCAAGCUCGAUGGCAAGAUUCUCGACGAGCCAGAGCCUGACGCCGUCAACCCCAAGCUCACGACGCUCCAUAGCAAAAUCGAUGUGCUCACCUACGAGCCCUGGAACGAGAGCACGAAUUUUUGCAAGAUGCUAAGCAACGCAUCGUGUCCCCUAGCGCCCGUCUUCAACGCGAAUUCUAGCUUGCUUCCCAUCGGUCUUCCGUACUUGACUAUCAGCAACGAUUUUUAUUCGUCGUAUGCAUUUACGUCCUUCUCGGCCACCUUCCUAAUCAUAUACGGUGACGCCAAGGUCACCAACAUUGGUUGCGUCUCUGCAGCCAUCACGCCUGACCUGGGCAAUUUGACAUGGAUGCUCAAGUUCCUGCCCCUGCUUGUCCUUCUCUUCGUGGCCGGUGCCACGGUCUUUGCUGGCAUCUUUAGCCCAUGGGGGACUGUUGAUAUUUUCCAUUGGACUUCCAAUUACGGCCGUGACCCCGAUCUUCUUCGUCUCGUUACUCCGGGCUUCGGCGAUUGUCUCCAGUACAUACAGUUCAUCGUGCUGACCGGUGGCCUAACCCUCAACUACCCCGGGUUUUAUCAGCCAAUUGUCAGUCAGGCUUCAUGGUCAACGCUCAUGUUCAACCAAAGUUUUGUCAGUAAGUCGACGGGGUGGCUCAGCCUGAGGGACGGCAUCUACGUCACGAAUGGCACCUAUGGCCUGCAGAACCUCGCACAGCUGGUGGGCAUGGGCAAUUUAGAGGAUAUCUGGGCUGGCAUGAUGGUUUGGCUACUCGUCAUCAUCGCCAGCAUGUUCGUCCUCGUCCAGUCCGGCUUUCUCGUCCAGUGGGUUCACCGAUUCGUCAACAGGAUUCCUGAGGAAGACCUCCGCGCCAAAAACAUACCGUUCACAUUGGGAAAUGUGGUGAGGAUCGUUCUGAACUACUUCCUGCUGCCAAUUGUCGUCCUCUCCGCCUUUCAGCUGGUGGUUUCCAACGAGUCACCGGCUUACAGCGUUGCCCUGGCCGUCAUGACGCUUGUUUUGAUUAUCGGCUUCGCCGCGUGGCUUCUUUACCUUACCUUGUCAACAAAACCGAGGGCCGUCUUAUUUGAUGAUCUUCCGACGGUCCUUCUCUACGGCCCCUUGUACAAUACCUACUCGGACGAAGCGGUUGCCUUUACCCUGGUCCCAAUAUUUCUAACUUUCAUUCGCGGUAUCACGAUUGGGGCGGUUCAGCCUGCCGGCGUUGCCCAGGUCAUCAUCCUCGCGGUCUGCGAAGUCGUCCAGAUAUUGACCUUGCACGGCUUCCGACCCUUUCACUCGCCCACUUCUAUGAAUGCCUACCACACCCUUUUCUCGGCCCUUCGUCUAGUCACCGUUCUGCUCAUGGUCGCAUUUGUACCCUCGCUCGGGGUCACCGAAGGCCCAAAGGGCUGGAUUGGUUACGCUAUCCUACUCAUCCACGGCGGCGUUCUCGUGCUCGGUUUCUUCCUUAACGCUAUCCAGACCAUUGUCGAAGUGGCUGCCCGAAUGCUUGGUGCUGGAGGCGAUGACGUCCGUGGUCAGUCGAGGGGAGGUCUUUCAAAGAUUUUCGGAAUGCGGCAGCUGUCUCGGCGCAUGUCCCGACGCGAGGCCGGCCCUUCAAGGCAGAGCCAACUGUCUAGUUCUGCUAUGCUGGAUGCCGAGGAUGCGUCAAAGGCUGGCUAUAUUAUGGCAGGAGGCCGCAUCAGGAGCGAGUCAGCGGGAAGCAUGGGCGUAUUGAUGAAUCGUCAACAAAGAAGCUCUUCGGCCUUGGACAGUGUUAGCCUCGAAGCCCCCGCCCGAAACUUCGAUAGCGGCGCAAGUUCUCUCACGCCUACUACUCCGGGGGAGGCUAGCAUGUUUUCCUUCCUGCCGUCUCCCAGGCAACAGUCUCGACAGCAAGGUGCGCUAGGCAUGCAGCCUGCCGACCCGUACUAUCGGCCGCCUAGACAGCGACGCCCGACUCUGGAACAGUCCUCUUCAACAGCUUCCAAGACUGGCGGGUCUUGGAUUACUGGUGACUGGUCGCAGAAACGACUCAGCCAGGCUGGAGGAGGUCUGAUCGGGGGCGAGGUUUCUGACGAUGAUGGUCAGGCGGCAAGAGACGCUACACCUACACCCCAUGUGCAGCCCGCGGUACCCUUUGCACCGAGAACAGAUUACUCAACGCGAGAAGUUGAUUUUUAUUACGGCGUAAGAGGCCAAAGACUGAAUUCGGUUGGGCCAAAUCGCAAACUGGGCACAGGUCCAGCUGAUCCUACUGGACCUAUGGCCUCGGCUGCAGGCUGGUUCAGGAAUGUUUUAGGGGGGAAGGGAAAAGAGAAGGCGAAGGGUUUCGAGGUUGUCAGAAGUGCUCGGAUGCCGCCUACUAUGCGCUCCAAGGAUAGCGACUUCGUGCAUGAGGUACCAGAGGGAAUUCCGGUAGCUAUGGGCGUGCUCCGCAACGGGCCGAUUGAGUCGGAUGAUGAAGACGAAGGGCAACACGUCCAAAGAUCUCGUCCGACAGAAUCGGAAGCGGCUGAGGAGGUGAACGUGAGGGGGCUAGAUGACGUGGGAUCUUCGGAGACUCGACAAGCCACACCCUGGCUGUCGGUUGGCAGCCAACCAGCGGUUCCGCGAAAGAGUUCAAAGCGACCUCCAUCCGUCAGUCUAGUAACGCCUGGGCCUCAGCUAGCCCCCUCCGCUACAACAAUAUCUAAGCUCCCCUUUGAGCGCACCCAUUCACAGGAGAGACUUUCGGGCUCGUCUACGGGGGCAACCGAGGAUUUCACUCACAUUUACCCGCAAGAGCCGACCAACAAGAGCCCAAAUGAACAGACAACCAGUUACGGCUUUGUCCAGCACGGCAGCAUCGAUAGGGUUCAUCAUGAUGCAGACCUCUUGGGCAGCUCCGCCGAGGUUGUCGAUGAGACGCGGUGA